CCAAAAAAACCGAAACCUCCAUCCGCGCAUCAAACCAAAAACCCCAAAACCCUCACCAUCUCGCAAGCACCCGCAUCAUUCCGCAGGCCAGCCAGGCGAUUCGCCUCGCUACGGCUGCCCUGCUCCUCCAAUCCUCGAUCUGGUAUGUGAUCCGAGCGCGUUCUCGCGGGUCGGCGCGGAAUUCGGGGAGAAAUUCAAACGGUGUCGGAAGCGCGCAGUUCCCCGGAAGCUUCCAGAACGUUCGGGGGCCUCCCUGCUCCAGCCCGCGCUCCGGGUUGCCCGAGCCGACCGCCAGGAUUUCGCAGGGGACCGGCGCGGCGGAUCCGCUGGGGGCGCUCGCGAGGGGUUGGAAUGGCGGCGCCGCGCCACCUCCUCGCCAUGGUGAUGCUCUGCGCCUCGUUUUCCUCCGCCGCGUCCUUCACCGACCCCCCUGAUGCGCUAGGACUUUGGGGGUUAUAUCGCACAUUGGAGUCGCCGUGGCAGCUUUCUGGUUGGACAUUCCAGGGCGGUGAUCCAUGUGGUGAGGGUAGAGGGAGUAAACACUGGCGAGGCGUCAUUUGCAAGGGAUCGUCCAUUGUCGCAAUAAAUAUUAGCGGGCUCGGAGUUGGAGGAUGGCUUGGCCCAGAUAUGCUAAAGUUUCAGUCGUUGAAAAAGCUGGACAUGAGCUUCAAUAACAUUGCUGGUGAAAUCCCUCCCACUUUGCCCCCAAAUGUGGAAUACUUAAAUCUGGCAGCUAACAAGUUUGAAGGGAAUAUACCAUCAUCAUUACCAUGGUUGCACUCCCUGAAAUAUCUGAACUUUAGCUACAAUAAACUCUCUGGAGUAAUUGGUGAUGUUUUUGUUAACAUGGAUAGCUUAGAAACGAUGGAUCUGUCAUUCAAUGCUUUCAAUGGUGACCUACCAAGAUCGUUUAGCUCAUUGACGAACCUUCGCUAUCUUUAUCUACAACAUAACGAGUUCACAGGAUCUGUGAUUUUGUUAGCAGGCCUUCCAUUGUCAUCCCUCAAUAUUGAAAAUAAUCACUUCAGUGGCUAUGUUCCUGGACCAUUUCAGUCCAUUCCUGAGCUGAGGAUUGAUGGAAACCAAUUUCAACCUGGUUUCAAACAUGCAUCGUCCUCAUUUACUAGGAGGACCCCUCCAGCUCCACCUCAAUCUUUGUCUCCACCUCCAACUCAAUCUCCAUCUCAACCUCCACCUCCACCAGCAGCUAAUCAAAAACCAAAGCAAAGGCCAAAAUCUCCAAAGCCUUCUUUUGGGUAUUCUUCUCUGCAAAAUAAUAGCCACCAUAGGAAGUCACACUCUCGAGUGACAGCUGCUGCAAUAGCUAGUGCCACAUGUACAGUAUUUGUACUCCUCAUUGUUGGAUUGGUUCUGAAAAGUUGGAGAAGCUGUUCAUGCAACCCUAAGAGCACCUCUAACCAUGCCAAGACUUUACCUGCCAAUAUGGAAACAGUCCCUAAAGCAAAUGAAGUCCUGUACUCUUGGAGUUCUCUGUUGAUUGGCAGUGAUACUUCAUCUAGUAAUGGCAUUACAUCUGAAAGAGUUCCCAAAAUAAAAAGUUGGUUCAAGACAUCUAAAAACCUUCUAACUGCAAAGCAGUUUCCAGCUGCGGACAUUCUAGCGGCUACCAGGGACUUCAAUGAAGAAUGUUUUAUUGGUGAAGGUCUCACUGGCCGAGUUUACAGAGGUGAUUUUUCUGAUGGCCAGCUCCUGGCUAUCAAGAGGAUUGACAUGGUAGACCUGUCAUUAUCAGAACAGGAUGAAUUAAUGGACAUGCUUUGGAAUAUCUCCAGACUAAAGCACCCCAAUAUCAGUGCGCUUGUGGGAUAUUGUGUGGAGUUUGGACAUUGUGCGCUUCUAUAUGAGUAUGCCGAAAAUGGCUCUCUUGAUGAUAUUCUGUUUUCAGCAGCCACAAGAUCCAGGGCUUUGUCAUGGAAAGCUCGGAUGAAGAUUGCUCUUGGAGUUGCCUAUGCUCUGGAAUACAUGCACUUGACGUGUUCCCCUCCAGUUGCCCAUGGAAAUAUUAAAGCUAGAAAUAUUUUACUUGAUGCUCAGCUCAUGCCCUACCUCUGUGACAGUGGGUUAACCAAGCUAAGCCAUUUUGUCAGCACCACAAGAAUGAAGGAUUCAGAAGCUAUCACCAGUGCUAAAGGCUAUGCUGCCCCUGAGCUCAGUGAUCCAGGAGCAGAUGGCAUCAAAGCUGAUACUUACAGUUUUGGUGUUAUUUUGCUUGUGCUUUUGACUGGGCAAAAGGCUUUUGACAGUUCAAGAAGGCCAAACGAGCAGUUUCUAGUAGAUUGGGCAGCUCCUCAUCUUGAUGAUCUUGAUUCACUGGAAAGAAUAACUGAUCCAAGAAUAAGGGGCUCUAUGCCACCUAAAGCUAUAUCUUCAUUAGGCAUUAUCAUCUUGCUUUGCGUCAAGCAAUCACCAGAUCUCCGCCCGCCGAUGACAAUCAUAGCAGACAAAUUAGUAAAGCUUGUCGAAUCAACAGGUCUUCAAAAGAUUAGCACAACACAGCACUUGGAGGUUGAUGCUCAGGACCCCUCUUUCAUAACAACCCGACCGUAUUUUGAGCCGUCCUCUACUGUCAGUCAAGGUGGAACAGAGAGCUGCAUCUCCCGGUGAUGAAUGCCCGUCGUUCUUCCUCAGUUCUUCCAGGUAUUAUGCUGCCUUAUCUAGUAGAUGGCACUCCAAGUAUCUCAGAAUUCUCGACCGUCGCACCUCUUUCCGCAUUUCUUACCCAUGCGAAUUGGUCAUGGUCAAAGCUGCUGCGUUGCAACGCCCUGACUACCAAGGACGCCUGGAAUACGGGUAGAUACAGCCGUUGUUGUCAACGGAGAAAAGGAGUAGAACAAACUCCGCAGUCCAGUCUCUUAUUCCUGGAGAAACUGGUUCAAUUUUGAUUAGUGGUUACCCGUACAGUUACUACUUACGCGAGUUCUUUACCCCGUCUCUUUGGGCCCGGAAAAAUCUGAGCUCACGUCACAUGGGGAUGAUAUUUUGGAUGCUCUUUCGUGGUUUGUCCAUGCAUAUUCAUGCAUCUCCUGUUUCACAAGUCGGGUUGCCGCUAUCUCACUUCCUGUAGUUAGCUGUAUUUUGUAUAUAUGUUCGCUGUCUGCCAAACUGUGAAGAUAACAUGUGUUAGCUAGCCAGUGGACAUUGGCUUCCAGCGGCAUCCGACUGGGACCUGGCUUGGUCCUGAAGCGCCCAUAUGGCACUAGGUUCACAUGUUUUCCUGUCAAUAUUUUUGGAUGAUACGUGACGAAACAGUAUAUUCGAUCUCGGCUGUGGUGUUCGUGAUGCACGGAUAGAAAUUGACCAGCCUGUCGUUUGUACGUGUUCUGCUGCUCUGUAAAAAGUGUGGGUUACUCUAACACCUGCAGGGUCAUUUUUACUACAGUACCUCAUUUCACGAGGGCGCAAGCUUACCAGUGAGGUGAUCUUUU
Molecule: messenger RNA, 3446 nt
Organism: Sorghum bicolor (sorghum)
Lineage: Eukaryota; Viridiplantae; Streptophyta; Magnoliopsida; Poales; Poaceae
Product: protein STRUBBELIG-RECEPTOR FAMILY 8
Exons: 17
Coding region: 352-2625 (757 amino acids)
Biological process (GO): protein phosphorylation
Molecular function (GO): ATP binding; protein binding; protein kinase activity
Source: RefSeq, a predicted model, not a curated record